AUGGAAGCCGCCGUCCAUGAUCAAGGUCACCACGCUGCCGCAGCGAUCAAUGGCGACCUGGCGGUCGAGCUCGUCGGAGAGCGCAACAAUGCUGCCGCUUCCGUCAUUCCCGUGGUCGGGCAAGAAGGGCGGCCCGAGGAAAGCGCUCGCCGCCUCGUCCGGAGGCUCCACCCGGCGUUCGUCGCGCGCGCGUGGUGGCGCUGGCUGAAGCACCCGGCGCACCUCGCCCUGGUGGCGUGGGCGCUCUGCGUGGCAGCGUCGGGCUCCAUGCUGGGCCUCCUCCUCCUCGGCGCCCUUGACGGCGCCUUCCCGCGCCGGUCCCUCCGCAACCGGUGGAUCGAGGUCAACAACCAGGUGCUCAACGCGCUCUUCACGCUCAUGAGCAUCUACCAGCACCCCGCGCUCUUCCACCACGCCGUCCUGCUCCUCCGGUGGCGCCCCGGCGACGCCAAGGAGCUCAGGGAGGCCUACUUCCGGAAGGUCGCCGGUGCCGGCGCGGUGGCGCGCCCUCGCCGCGGCGAGCGGGGUCACAUGUCCGUUGUGGUCGCGCUCCUGCACGUCGCCUGCUUCGCGCAGUACGCCAUGUGCGGGCUCUACUGGGGGUACUCCCGCAAGGCGCGGCCGGACGCCGCCGAGACCUCGCUCGUCGUUGGCGGCACCGCCGCGCCGGUGAUCGCCGGCCUGUACAUGUAUUUCAGCCCGUUGGGGAGGAGACGCGGUGGGCCGAGCGUGCACCAAGAACCGGACGAUCGCUCUGCCACCGACGACGACGGUGGCAGCAUCGCCGCUGAGGCGGCGGCCGGCGCGGAGGGGGCGGAGUGGGCAGGCGGGCUGCUCGACGUCGGCGACGACCCCACGGCGUGCUGGCUCUCGUGCCUCUGCACCUUCUGCGUGUUCGGGUGGAACAUGGAGCGCCUGGGCUUCGGGAACGCGUACGUGCACGCCGUAAUGUUCGCGCUGCUCUGCUUCGCGCCGCUCUGGGUGCUCAACGCCGCCGCAGCGAACAUUCGGGACGAGGCCGUCGGCGACGCGGUCGGCGCGGCGGGGGUCGUGCUCUGCGCGCUCGGCCUGCUCUACGGCGGGUUCUGGCGCGCGCGGAUGCGGCGAAAGUACGGGCUCCCCGGCGGUGACACGUGCCGCGCCGGCUCGCCGUGCCUUAUCGACUACCUCCGGUGGAUGUUCUGCUGGAGCUGCGCGCUGGCGCAGGAGGUGCGAACGGCGAACCUCCUCCUCGACGUUGAGGCCGGCAGCGUCCACCGGAGAGACUCCGACGGCGGGCGAGCUGAUGCUGGCGUCAUCACCCUGCAGCCUUUGCCGAGGGAGAACGGGAUCAAGCCGUCUUGUCAGGGAGGGUCUUCGCAUCCUGCAACGCCGGCGAUCAUUUACGCCCACCCUGUUCGGCUGGCGAAUUACUCUCCGUGUCGAGGCGACGAGUCGCCAUUGCUGCGGCAGGAGCAGUGUAGUAGUUCUUCUUCUGGAGAAAUGACGCCACCUGUCCCGCCAUUGAUAGAGAAAGACGAAUGCGGUCGUGGUCAGUGACAGAGUAGUAAUCUUUCUGCACUCCCGGAAUGCAAAUAUGCGUGUGCAGAGUCCUUGUUUCA
This is a messenger RNA of Setaria italica (foxtail millet), 1601 nucleotides long. RefSeq lists its product as uncharacterized. Bases 1 to 1539 code for a protein of 512 amino acids. The transcript has a single exon. Gene Ontology annotation, molecular function: cyclase activity. Gene Ontology annotation, biological process: sesquiterpene biosynthetic process. The record is from RefSeq and is a predicted model, not a curated record. Lineage: Eukaryota; Viridiplantae; Streptophyta; Magnoliopsida; Poales; Poaceae.